AAGAAGACCAAAAAAAGAGCUUCUUCCACUACGUCGAGACAAGAAAGAAAAGUGGACGAUGCCGCUUCCCGAGAGCAAAAAGAAUGUCGGGCUCGGCCGGGCGCUGAUCAAUCGUCGAAACAAGGAGGCGGCGAGCCGGCCCCACUCGUCGUUCCACACGACUGACCUCGCCAAUCCCCGCUCCGGCGGGCCCGGGCUGGAGAGUGUGACGCACCAGGGCGACCUCGAAGAGUUUCUCAGCACGGCCCAGCUCGCCGAGGCUGACUUUACGGCGGAGCGGAGAAACGUCUCGGUCGUCCAGGCGCCAGACGCUGCGCUGGGCCAGGGCAAGGCCCGGCGGCACAACCCCUUUCUGCUCAGCGGCCAGGAGGAAAAGGAGGUGCUGAGGCGGCAGGCGGGUAACCGCAAGCGGCUGCGCGUCCCACGGCGGCCCGCCUGGAAUGACAAGACGACAAAGGACCAGCUGCGGCGCGCCGAGGCCGAUGCCUUUCUCGACUGGCGCCGCGGCCUGGCCGAGCUGACAGAGGCACAAAACUUUGUGCUGACGCCCUUUGAGCGCAACCUCGAGGUUUGGCGACAGCUGUGGCGUGUCGUCGAGCGGAGCCACCUCGUAGUGCAGAUUGUGGAUGCCCGAAACCCGCUGCGAUUCAGAUGCGAGGAUUUGGAAGACUACGUGGACAACAUGCCCGUCCGCCUGGGUGGGCCUGCUCCAGAGGGCGACAGCGAGGGAGAAGAGGAAGAGGACGAUGAGGAUGAGGAUGAGACGGCACCCUCGACGUCCUCGUCGUCAUCGUCGCCGUCAAAAAAGGGAAAGAGAAAGAACCUACUGCUUAUCAACAAGGCAGACCUGCUCGACGAAGGGCAGCGGCAGGAGUGGGCUCGCUACUUUGAAGAGCACGGCAUCGAGUACGCCUUUUUCAGUGCAGCCAAUGCAGCGGCACUCCAGGCUGCGCGCGCAGAGGCAGAGGCGCUGGCGGCCAGGCGAGCAGAGUACGGAGAGAGCGACGAAGACGAUGAAGAUGAAGACGAAGCUGAAGACGAGGACGAGGAAGACGAAGGAGUUCGACAGCUCAGCCGAGAAGCCAAGGCCGUCGACCUCGGCGCGCGCGAUGCCAAGCCGCUUGUUGGCCAGGAGGCUGCCGAGCAUGUACUCGAGGCCAACCGCAAGGUGAUUGAGCAGACGCUGCAGAGAGAGAGGGCCGCGGGAGGCAUGGACAACACCGUCGAGGCGGCAGCAGAGACAGCGGCAGGCGCAGGCGCACUCAAGGAUGCCGCCGACGGCACCGAGGCCAACAAGAAAGCAAACGACCCCACCCGGGUCCUCAAUGUCCUCGAGCUCGAGGAGCUCUUCAUGGCUCGCGCUCCUCCGCUGCAGGACUUUGAGACGCCCGAGCACGGAGUCCCCACCAAGCUCGUCGUCGGGCUGGUCGGCUACCCCAACGUGGGCAAGUCGUCGACGAUCAACGCGCUGCUGGGCGAGAAGAAGGUCUCGGUCUCGUCCACGCCGGGACACACGAAGCACUUCCAGACGAUUGCGCUGUCGCCUAGCGUGACGCUCUGCGAUUGUCCCGGUCUCGUCUUUCCCCAGUUUGCCACGACGAGCGCAGACCUCGUCGUCGACGGCGUACUCCCCAUCGAUCAGAUGCGAGAAUACACAGCACCGGCCGAGCUCGUCGCGCGACGGAUCCCUAAGGACGUCAUCGAGGGCACCUACGGCUUUCGCAUCGAGGUCGAGCACCCCGAAGAGGGCGGGUCAGGCGAGCCGACGGGCCUGGAGCUCCUCACGGCGUAUGCGAUUGCGCGCGGCUUUGCACGCCAGGGCCAGGGCAACCCCGACGAGUCGAGGGCGGCGCGCUAUGUGCUCAAGGAUUACGUCAAUGCCAAGCUCCUCUUUGCGCACCCGCCGCCAGGUACCGACCCCGACGACUUCAAUGCGGCGCAGCGGGCACGGGCGCGCGCAGCACUGGCCGGCAGACGCUUUGCUCCCACUGCUGCCGUCCCAAGCGGCGAGCAGACAAUCGAAGAGGGACAGGACCUCGACGACAUUGGCCUCGAGUCAUUCAACGGCGAUGGCCUCGUGCCAGCGCCGGCGCCGCAGGGCAAAAAGAGCUCGGCUCUCGACCGGGCCUUCUUCGACAGUGGAGCAUCGGCAAGGCCUGCAUACAAGGGUAGAGCCAGGCCGGCAACGGACGCGCUGAGGGGACGCAUCAAUCCCGACGGCACGGCUGCUGCCACCAAGGCCGACGGCUCGUCGUCGACGCAGCCGCCGGCUGGCAUGAAUGCAGGCAAGAAGCACUUCAAGGGCAACAAGCGCAAGAAGCAGAGGAGCGGCCAGGGCUAUGCUUAGUUGCAGUGACAGUAGUACAAUGAAGAGGGAGUAAAAAAGGAAAAAAGGGGGCAGAUCUAGAUUGGCUUGACCU
Acaromyces ingoldii is the source of this 2420-nucleotide messenger RNA. RefSeq names its product P-loop containing nucleoside triphosphate hydrolase protein. Gene Ontology annotation, biological process: ribosomal subunit export from nucleus. The record is from RefSeq and is a predicted model, not a curated record. The coding region runs from base 59 to 2347 and encodes 762 amino acids. The transcript has a single exon. Gene Ontology annotation, molecular function: GTP binding; GTPase activity. Gene Ontology annotation, cellular component: cytosol. Lineage: Eukaryota; Fungi; Basidiomycota; Exobasidiomycetes; Exobasidiales; Cryptobasidiaceae.